This is a messenger RNA of Gymnodraco acuticeps, 1515 nucleotides long. RefSeq names its product ubiquinol-cytochrome-c reductase complex assembly factor 1 (gene uqcc1). Lineage: Eukaryota; Metazoa; Chordata; Actinopteri; Perciformes; Bathydraconidae. The record is from RefSeq and is a predicted model, not a curated record. The coding region runs from base 137 to 967 and encodes 276 amino acids. Gene Ontology annotation, cellular component: mitochondrion. The transcript has 9 exons. Gene Ontology annotation, biological process: mitochondrial respiratory chain complex III assembly.
CCCCGGACAGUAUUGGGCGCAGGACAGCUUCAGUUGACAUUGCUGCUACCGAGAAGAGGUUGUUAUUAAACCCGAAGCUUCUUCCCCAGGAGCUGCAUCCGCUUUUCAUCUCUGAUUCCCCGCAGAGAGAGGAGCCAUGUACCGGAGGCCGCUGCUCACCGCCCUCAGAACCCUCUUUAUUAACGGGAACAGAGCCUACGGACAGGAAUUCUGUUCAGUCCGAGCUCUAGCCUCCUGGAGAGUGUCCUCUCCCUGUUUAACAUCAUGUCGCACCCUGCACAGCACCCCACAGCUCUUCAAUGUGAACGAGAAGCCGCAGCACACAGAGGAGGAAGUGGGAGCGUUCACCAAACUCAUCGAGGUCAUGGGCUUCACCGGACCCCUCAAGUACAACAAAUGGAAAAUCAAGAUUGCUGCGUUGCGCAUGUACACGUGCUGCGUAGAGAGAGUCAACUACGACGAGUUCUUUGACAAGUGCUCCCUGCCUGACACAAUGAACUCCUGGUUCUUAGUUGCACAGCUACAUAUAUGGAUGUGCAUGGUGCGGAUGCGUCAGGAGGGCAGAGAGGGGAAGUACAUGUGUCGCUGGCUGGUUCACUCCAUGUGGGAGGACGUGGAGCAGAGGAGCAAAAUCAUGGGGGUCGAUUCCAGCCACAGGAAGGAGGGAAUGACUUCGAUGACGGAGACGUUUUACGCUGCAAUAUUUGGAUAUGAUGAGGGCGUGCUGUCUGAUGACUGCGUGCUGGCUGCAGCCCUGUGGAGGAAUCUGUUCAGUAGAGAGUGUGAAGACCCCAAACAGCUGGAGCUCAUGGUGGAGUACGUGCGCAAACAGAUGCAGUUCAUCGACGCUCUGGACGGGGAGGACCUGAUGCUGUCGGGGGAGGUGAAGUGGCGCCCCCUGCUGGAGGAAAACGCUCAGAGCAUCCUGAAGGUGGCCACGCCCACUUAUAACGACACAGGGCUGUGACUUCCUGUUUCCUCUACUUCUUCUUCUGUCCUCGUGUAACCUAUCUUCCUCCUCCUCCUCCUCCUCUGUCACAUAAGGAUUUUAAAUGUGUCGCUUCUUAUCCUCCUCAUACUUGUUUGUCUAGACUGUUUUAUCACGGCGCGAAAGGAAGCAUCAUCGUUCGACCUCUUUGUUUUUCCGCACCCUCUCUGCAGACACACACACACACACACACACACACACAGGAAAACAAGACGUAUUUAUAUUUUUCUUGUUUUCUCUACCUUGUAUUUAUAAAGUAUUUUGUAUACCUCCAUGUUUACACCCUACUGAAGCGUCACCCUGCGUUAAAUAAGCUUUCACUUUGAAUCGGUGACGUUAAACGAAUGGUUUCAGGGCCGAGAAAAUGUCCGCCAAUGGAGCUUCUUUAUUGCAAUCACAGGCUGUAGGUAUUUUUCUCAACAUGCAUCAUGACAGGAAGCAAACACUCAUCUCUGCAUUUAAAAACAAUGAGGUUUUGUUUUUGUUUUUAAUAAGUGAAUAAAGAAAAUGUUAUAUGGAUAUAAAAA